GAGGGUGAAAAAGGAGCCCGGCGGGCCUCGGAGGCCCUGAAGAGUGGGACGGUGUCCCGGCACUUGGGGGCAGAAGAGCCACGGGCCUCGGGCGGUCGGGGCCUGAUGUGCGGCGCGAGCGCGGACCUGGGCCAGGCCAGGGAAGGGGCGCCCGGGCUGAGAUUUCCAGAUGGUUCUGUCAGAGGAUGGCGCUGCCGGGUGUGCAGAAGCCGGUUCCACAUGUCCCAGGAUGGGGGCUCAGGUCCCAGAUGGCAAUGGGAACGUGGCUAUGCUGCCAGAGUGUGCUAUGGGUUUACAAGAGCAACAAAAGAUGAAUAAAUCUCUGGAGUUGGUAUCAUUUGAGGAUGUGGCUGUGGACUUCACCUGGGAGGAGUGGCAGGACCUGAAUGAUGCUCAGAGGACUUUGUACAGGGAUGUGAUGCUGGAGACCUACAGCAACCUGGUGUCACUGAAUUUCCAGAUAGAUGAUGACCUUGAGGAGAAGAACCAAGAAAGUCAUGGUAGAUGCUUGCAGCAAAUUUUAGUCAACAACAGCAACACAUCAGCUGAGGAGAGAGUCGUGUUAGGAAAAUCAUUUUAUUUGAGUUCAUAUCUUGUUUUAAAUAUGAUUAUAAAUAAUGGAAAGUAUUCAGGAAAGGGACAUGAGGAGUUAUACAUAUGUCAGAAUGCAAUUCUUCCUAGAGUGCCUGAUGAGAUGCCUGCUGGAGAGAAACCUGAUGACCAUCAUAUAACUGAAAAAUUGCCCAGACAUCAUGAGCAUCUUAGUCAGCAUCCCAAUAUCCAAACUGGGAAGCAGCUUUUAGAAUACAGUGGAAAAGGGAAAUCCUCUAACAGAGAGCCAACAAUAUUUACACAUAAAAAGGUUCAUAUCGAUGAGACCACCUGUAAGUAUAAUAAAUAUGGGAAAGAAUGUAGUAAGGCAGCUGUCAUUGUCCAAGAAAUAAAUCACAUAGAAAGGAAAACUUUUCAAUGUGAUAUAUGUGAGAAAAUGUUCUGUAAAAAGUCUGAACUCACUCAACAUCAGAUUAUGCACACAGGAGAGAAACGCUUUAAAUAUGCUGAAUGUGAGAAAACUUUUAUUAAGAAAUUAUACCUUACCUCACAUCAGAGAACACCUAUACAGGAGAAGCUUUAUGGUUGCAAUGAACAGGAGAAAAUUUUUUGUCAGAAGUCAGACCUUGCAAUGCAUCAGAGAACUCACACAGGAGAAAUGUACUAUGGAAGUAUUAAAUGUGGAAAAAGCUUCUGUAAGAAUUCACUCAGCCAUCCUGAGAGAAUUCACACAGGUGAAAUACCAGAUGGAUGUAAUGAAUGUAAAAAAUCUUCCUGCCAUGAGUCUGCACUCUCUGUAUGUCAGAGAGUUCACACAAGUGAGAAACCAUGUAAAGAAUAUGAAAAAGCCUUUUACAGUAAUAAAUGUGGUAAAAACUUUCCAGAAAAGUCACACUGCAGCAGUCAUUCGAGAAUUUGCACAGGUGAGAAACCAUGUGAAUGUAAGGAAUGUGGAAAAACUUUUAACCAAAAGUCAAGCCUGAGCAUUCAUUCCAGAACUCACAGAGGUGAGAAACCAUAUGAAUGUAAGGAAAGCAGAGAAGCUCUUAACCAAAAGUCAGAUUUCAGUGGUAAUGAAAUAAUUCACACACAUGAGAAACCAUAUGAAUGUACAGAAUGUGGAAAAACUUUUAGCCAAAACUUAUACUUAAGUAUUCAUCACAGAACUCAAACAGGUGAGAAACCAUACAAAUCUAGAGAAUGUGGAAAAACUUUUAACCAGAAGUCACACAUCAGCAUACAUCAGAGAACUCACAUGGCUGAGAAACCAUAUGAAUGCAAAGAAUGUGGAAAAGCUUUUAGUGGAAAGUCAUAUUUCACCAUUCAUCAGAGAACUCACAUGGCUGAGAAACCAUAUGAAUGCAAAGAAUGUGGAAAAGCUUUUAACUACAAGGUAAGCCUCAGCAUUCAUCAGAGAACUCACACAGGUGAGAAACCAUAUGAAUGUAUAGAAUGUGGAAAAACUUUUAACCAAAAAUCAAACCUCUGCAUGCAUCAGAAAAUUCACACAGGUGAGAAACCAUACGAAUGUAAAGAAUGUGGAAAAACUUUUAUCCGAAAGUCACACCUCUGCAGGCAUCAGAAAAUUCACACAGGUGAGAAACCAUAUGAAUGUAAAGACUGUGGAAAAGCUUUUAACCGAAAGUCAAAGCUCAGCAUUCAUCAGAGAAGUCACACAGGUGAGAAACCAUAUGAAUGUAAAGACUGUGGAAAAGCUUUUAGCCAGAAGUCACAGCUCAGCAUUCAUCAGAGAAGUCACACAGGUGAGAGACCAUAUGAAUGCGAAGACUGUGGAAAAGCUUUUAGCCGGAAGUCACAUCUCAGCAUUCAUCAGAGAACUCACACAGGUGAGAGACCAUAUGAAUGCAAAGACUGUGGAAAAGCUUUUUGCCGGAAGUCACAGCUCAGCAUUCAUCAGAGAAGUCACACAGGUGAGAGACCAUAUGAAUGUAAAGAAUGUGGAAAAGCUUUUAGCCAGAAGUCACAGCUCAGUGUUCAUCAGAGAAGUCACACAGGUGAGAAACCAUAUGAAUGUAAAGACUGUGGAAAAGCUUUUAGCCAGAAGUCACAGCUCAGCAUUCAUCAGAGAAGUCACACAGGUGAGAAAUCAUAUGAAUGCAAAGACUGUGGGAAAGCUUUUACCUACAAGUCAGAGAUCAGGAAGCAUGAGAGAAUUCACACAGGUGAGAAACCUUAUGAAUGUAAAGACUGUGGAAAAGCAUUUAGGGAAAAGUCAAGCCUCAUCAUUCAUCAUAGAAUUCACACGGGUGAGAAACCAUAUGUAUGUAGAGAAUGUGGAAAAACUUUUAAACAAAAGUCACACCUUAGCAGGCAUCAGAGAAGUCACACAGGUGAGAAACCACAUGAAUGUAAAGACUGUGGAAAAGCCUUUAGGGAAAAGUCAAGCCUCAGCAUUCAUCAGAGAAAUCACACAGGUGAGAAACCAUAUGAAUGUAAAGACUGUGGGAAAGCUUUUACUUAUAAAUCAGACAUCAGGAAGCAUGAGAGAAUUCACACAGGUGAGAAACCAUAUGAAUGUGGAGAAUGUGGAAAAACUUUUAACCAAAAGUCAAGCCUCAGCAUUCAUCAGAGAAACCACACAGGUGAGAAACCAUAUGAAUGUACAGAAUGUGGAAAAGCUUUUAAACAAAAGUCAUGCCUCAGAAUUCAUCAGAGAAAUCACACAGGUGAGAAACCAUAUGAAUGUACUGAAUGUGGAAAAACAUUUAUACAAAAGUCACACCUUAGCAGGCAUCAGAGAAGUCAAACAGGUGAGAAACCAUGUGUAUGUAGAGAAUGUGGAAAAACUUUUAACCAACAGUCGAGCCUCAGCAAUCAUCAGAGAAUUCACACUGGUGAGAAACGAUAUGAAUGUAGAGAAUGUGGGAAAACUUUUAAUCGAAAGUCACACCUUAGCAGGCAUCAGAGAAUUCACACUGGUGAGAAACCAUGUGAACAUUAAGAAUAUGGAAAAGAUUGUAGUGAAAAGUUAUACUUCAGCAUUCAUCAGAUAAGUCACAGAAGUGGGAAAUAAUCUGAAUGUAAAGACUAUGGGAAAGCAUUUUCCCACAAAUCAGACACCAGGAAGCAUGAGAGAAUUCACACUUGUGAGAAGUGAUAAGAAUGUAGAGAAUGUGGAAAAACUUUUUAGUCAGAAGUCACACCGUAUCAAGCACCAGAGAAUUCACAUAGUUGAGAAACCAUAAGAACAUGAAGAAUGUGGAAAAGCUUUUAGCAAAAAGUCAUACUUCAGCAUUGAUGGAGUUUGGAUGGGUUGUCCCCUUCAAAACUCAUGUGGCAAUUUGAUCCCCAUUGUCGCAGUGUUGGAAACUGAUUGAGUCAUGCAGGCAGAUUCCUCAUGAAUGGAUUAAUGUUCUCCCUGGCGGGGGGAGUAAUGAUGGAGUUCUUGCUCUAUGAGUUACUAUGAGAGCUUGUUAAAAGGACCCUGCCACCUCCUGUCUCUCUUGCUUCCUCUCGCCAUGUGAUCUGCUCAUACCCACUGGUAGCCUGCCACUUUCUGCCAUGAGUAGAAGCAGCCUGAGGCCUGUGCCAGAUGCAACUGUCCCAGAAUUGUAAGUCAAAUAAAUUUCCAUUAUAAAUUA
Cynocephalus volans (Philippine flying lemur) is the source of this 4154-nucleotide messenger RNA. RefSeq names its product zinc finger protein 420-like. The record is from RefSeq and is a predicted model, not a curated record. Gene Ontology annotation, biological process: regulation of transcription by RNA polymerase II. Gene Ontology annotation, cellular component: nucleoplasm. Bases 170 to 3514 code for a protein of 1114 amino acids. Gene Ontology annotation, molecular function: DNA-binding transcription repressor activity, RNA polymerase II-specific; RNA polymerase II cis-regulatory region sequence-specific DNA binding. NCBI's taxonomy places the organism in Eukaryota, Metazoa, Chordata, Mammalia, Dermoptera, Cynocephalidae. The transcript is spliced from 4 exons.